AUGGAUACGGUACCGGCAUUGCUCUUAUCCGUUCUAAAGGGGUUGUCACUGGACGCAUACAAGAAUGAUAUGGAUUUGAUGAGCGCCGAUCCAAGAGAUGGUGGCGGUUGGAUACGGUAUCCCAAUGUUUCGGAGGAGCAAUUUGCUGAGGCUUGCCCUGUUUGUUGCGACAACUGCAACUGCAGAUCAUGCUUGCAUGGAUUAUCACCUAAAGAUAAAGAUGGCUAUACAUGCUCUGGACCCGAUAAAAUUCAAUAUUCUGAAUACAUCCUACAAAAAGUUUUCCCGCUUGUGAGAAGUCUAAAUGAAGCGCAACUGGCGGAGAAGGAAAUAGAAGCUAAGUUUAAUGGACUAUCUGUAUCUGAGUUAAAAUUGGAGUAUGCUGAAUGUGAGGUGGAUGAGGAUAUGUUUUGCAACAACUGUGGAGCGUAUUUCUUUGACUUGUAUAGAAGUUGUGCAUGCGGUUAUGAUCUAUGCCUUGGAUGUUGCCGGGAUCUGCGUGAUGAUCGCCUAAUGCAACUUCAUGAUAUGCCUUGUGGAUGGAAAGCUUUGAUAGAUGGUAGCAUUCCUUGCCCACCAAAAGAUAUUGGUGGCUGUAAUUUUGGGAUUCUUGAGUUGAAACAUAUAAUGCCCUCUGAUUGGGUCGCAAAAGUGUUAGAGGAAGCACAAGAGAUUUACACAACUUAUGAUAUUCCUGAAGCUUCUAUGGAAUGUUGCAUGUGUUAUAAUAACAGCGAUAUGAAGUUAGAGAGAGAAGCCAUGCAAGAAAAACGUAAUGCAAGUUAUUUAUACACUCUUAAAGCCAAAGACAUUGAACCUCGGGAUAUGCAACAUUUCCAAUUGCAUUGGUCGAAAGGUGAGCCAGUAAUAGUUAGUGACGUGCUUUCGACAUCCUCGGGGCUUAGUUGGGAGCCAAUGGUGCUGUGGCGUGCUUUUCAUGAUACCACUACUCGUGAAGAUGAUUCCCUUGCCUUUGAAGUCAAUGCCAUCAACUGCUUGGAUUGGAGUGAGGUGAAUCUUGAUCUUUACGAAUUCUUUAGGGGAUACUUAGAAGGUGGGACCCUGAAACUGAAGCUGGAAAACUGGUGGCCUUUUUGCUUAUCUGAUGAAGAAUGGCCACGUCAUUUUGUUGAAAUCAUGAGAUGUCUUCCCUUCAAAGACUACACACAUCCUUAUGAUGGCUACCUCAAUGUUGCUGUUAAGUUGCCUCGUCUAUCCUUGAAACCGGACACAGGUCCAAUGAUGGAUAUAGCUUAUGGAGGCUCUGUUACUAAGCUUCGCUGUGAUAGCUUGGAUACUGUGAAUGUACUCACACAUACAUCCAUUAAGCUUAACAAGAAACAAACUUUGAAACGAAAGCAUGAUGACCAAGAUGAAGUUGACAGGAUGGACGAAGUUGCUAAAUGGGAUAUAUUCCGAAGGCAAGAUAUACCUAAACUAGAGCAAUAUCUUAGGAAAUACUUUGGAGAGGUUAGAGCUAAUGAUUUUCUCUUAGUUGUUCACCCAUUGCACGACCGGGCUUUUUACCUGAAGAGGGAACAUAAAAGAAAGCUCAAAAUGGAAUUUGGAGUCGAACCAUGGACAUUUAAACAAAAGCUGGGUGAUGCAGUUCUUAUACCAGCUGGCUGUCCUUAUCAAAUUAGAAACCUGAAGUCAUGCACCAAGGUUGAAUUCUACUUUGUGUCACCUGAAAGUCUUGGUGAAUGCCUCCGUUUACAACAGGAACUCCGGAUGCUUCCCAACAAUCACAGGGCCAAUUCAGAAAAGCUAAAUAUCUGGAAAUUGAUUGUUUACGCAUUAGACCAUUCUUUGGCCGAUUUGGCGGUGCUAGUUACAGAUCCGAAACUCGCCAUGGUGCCUUAUAUUCCAAAUGGUAAUGAUGCGGAUAAUUAUAAUCACACCAGAGGCAGGCCUUGUAAUACCGACAAUGAUGAAGAUGAAAGUAUAGGACUGUGGCAAGGUAAUGCUGUUGAAACAGAGGCCAAAGAACUACUACAGGCCAUCAAGAACCGCUAUCCUAACACAUUUCACAGGGUCCGUAUUCGUUCAAAAGAAAUCUGGAUGCCAAUUCUCAAACAAUUCUAUUUGGUCAUUAAAGGGUUCAUGGAAACAUAUGUGGACACACUGAUGGAGGAUCAGAUCACUCACAUUCGCGAGGACCUUAAUGAACUCGAGUGUUUUGGAUUCAAUCUUGCAUGGGCCCACGAGAGGCUAAAUAUAGUGGAGAAGCUCAAGUUUGUAAAAGACCCUUUGCAGCAAGAGCUCAUGGACUUGGAAGAAUCUUUGGAACUAGUUAAAAAAUGCUUAGUUGAGCAACUUAAAGAGUUUGUAGAAGCUCACGAGAAACUGAAAAAAGUACGGUUAGACUAUGAUAACAUCACAGAGGCACGAAACAAGAAGGCACGUGAGGUGGCACAAAAGUUUGGGGGAGAAUAUGAUCAUCUAUGUAAGGGUCAACUUGGUUCCACUUUGCUUCCAGGGUACUGUAAAAUUUGA
Messenger RNA from Erigeron canadensis, 2496 nucleotides. RefSeq names its product lysine-specific demethylase JMJ25-like. The coding region runs from base 1 to 2496 and encodes 831 amino acids. The record is from RefSeq and is a predicted model, not a curated record. Gene Ontology annotation, biological process: regulation of transcription by RNA polymerase II. Gene Ontology annotation, molecular function: transcription coregulator activity; chromatin DNA binding; histone H3K9 demethylase activity. The transcript has 12 exons. NCBI's taxonomy places the organism in Eukaryota, Viridiplantae, Streptophyta, Magnoliopsida, Asterales, Asteraceae. Gene Ontology annotation, cellular component: chromatin; histone deacetylase complex.